AUGACCACAACGCUAGCGGCCGCACGCCCCUGCAACAAGCGUUCACCAGUGGCCACGACGUCGUCGUCAGGAGCAUCUCUUGUUCAGCAGCGGGGGGCUUUGUGGCGGACGACGAGUGGUAGACGAAAGGCGACGGCGGCGGGUGGUGUACGGACGACAGCCGACAGAUGGUGGCAGGAUUGGGCGAUGACGGAAGGUGGAUGCACCUAUCUUCCCACAUGCGGCAGCAACCACCUUCUUCCUCCCCCAUGCCCCUGCAACGUGAAUAUCCUCAAGGCUCUUGGAGAGCGCUUGAGCGGCAGUUCCCUCGACGGCGUCGCCUUUAUACUCUGUUCCGACUUUCUCACAAAGCCCGCUGCCACGUAUGCGGUUGCGGACGGCAUCACCGGCGAUAACGAGAUGGAGGUCGCCCCGGAGCUCCGUGUCUUCCUGUGGGACAAUUGGUUGGAGGCGGCUUUUGUGGAGGGAGUUUGUGUUGGGCCCCCCUACUUUGCCAAUGUGGCUCAGCUUUGCAAACCAAGAUUUCGCCACCAGUCGCUCACUCAUGUUCGGUGCCGCUCAGACUCCGCCUUUCGCGCCGCAAGCAAGCAACCGGAGUUCACGCAUCUACCGUCGCCGCUGGGCUUGAACUCCUGCUUCAUGGACCUGGGAUUGAGCCAAUGGCGAGACCGAUUUGCACAAUGCAAUUAG
Messenger RNA from Striga asiatica, 690 nucleotides. The record is from the annotation of a GenBank genome assembly. NCBI's taxonomy places the organism in Eukaryota, Viridiplantae, Streptophyta, Magnoliopsida, Lamiales, Orobanchaceae.